CGCCGACGCCAUGCGGGAAGACGAGCCGCCCCCGCCGCCCGCGCCACCGCGCCCCGCGCCCUCCCGCCUCAAGCGAACACUACGUACACUCAGCUCGCCUUUCCGCUCCGGCUCACCCUUCCACAUCGCCUCGCUCAAGCGAACAGGUUCCGCUAAAUCUUCAGUGUCCGACGGCGAGAUCGCACGUGACGAACGCACCAUGCGUAAGAAAAACAAGAAACUGCGCGCCGACGCGCCCGCCUCCACGUCGCGCAGCAGUGACAGCUCGCCGGUCGUCAAGAAGAAGGACCCGAGCCUGCUCAAGCGGAUGGGCAGCAUCGGCAAGCAUCGCUCCGACAGCACCGACCAGUCUAGAUCCGAGCCGGAGCCCGAAAACGCGCCCCGGCCGCAACAAAAUGAAGACGCGCAAACGACAGCUGACUCUACGGUAAACAAUAAGCCACAGAGAUCGUCCGGGACCGAUAUAGAAAUUAAGUCGCCGGAAGAAAGUGUUUCCCCGGAACAAGUUUUCAGCCCGAUAGCCGCCGAGCAUCCGGUCGCGAUGCGCGCGUUCACGAAAGCCGGCUGGAAAAAGAGGAGCUUAACUGAAAUUCAAAAGCCGAUCGAGGAGCCGAGCCCCGAAGGCACUAUGAAACGGCGGAUCGCGUUCGUAUCGCAGUUUUCGAUGUAUCAAUCUGAAGAGGACCGCGACGACGAGGAGGAAGAGGAGGGGAGAAAAGGCGAAGUGGGGUCGCUGGAGGAAGCGGUGGCGCUGGCCCGCGAGCGGCUGGCCGGCGGGCGCGAGGCGACGACGCCGCAUUCGCGCGACAACGUCGACACCGAAGAGGAGGGGUACGCGGACGCGAGCAUGCCGGCGUACGGAGACCUCAUCGAGCCCGAGAAGGCCGGGAGCGGCGACGGACCGUCUCACGCCACAUCCAGCGCUGAGAGGCGGGAACACCUGUACAAGAUCCUGGUUAUCGGCGAACUGGGAACGGGGAAGACGUCCAUCAUCAAGCGAUAUGUGCACCAGUUCUUUAGUCAGCACUACAGAGCGACCAUUGGUGUCGAUUUCGCCUUGAAAGUGCUGAAUUGGGACGCGAAUACUAUUAUACGCUUGCAGCUAUGGGAUAUUGCAGGCCAAGAGCGUUUCGGCAACAUGACGCGGGUGUACUACAAGGAAGCGGUUGGCGCGUUCAUAGUUUUCGACGUGUCGCGAGUGGCCACAUUUGAUGCGGUUGUCAAGUGGAAGAAUGAUCUUGAUACCAAGGUGCAAUUGCCUGAUGGGUCGCCGAUACCGUGCAUACUGUUGGCUAAUAAGUGCGACCAGCAAAAGGAGGGUAUUGUGAAUUCGCCAGCGAAGAUGGACGAGUAUUGCCGGGAGAAGGGAUUCGCUGGUUGGUUCGAAACGUCGGCGAAGGAAAACAUCAACAUUGAAGAGGCGGCCCGCUCAUUAGUUAAUAAGAUACUCCUCAACGACAAACUGCUGCAGAACAACGACAAAGAUGGCGAACGAUUCGCGCUCGACCACAAGAUUGCAAAUGGCGAAAACACGCGGGACAGCGGCCCCAGCAAGUCGUGUGCCUGCUGACCGCUUUGAACAACUGCACUGAACCACAGUAUAGCCACAGUAAACAGAUUCGAACCGUAGGGAACUAGCUACAAAAGUUCCAAAACAGCUCACUCGCACACAUACGUAUCGUUGAGACUCUUAUUUAGUAAGUAGAAGUAGAUGCACGUUUGGAAAUCUCGAUGCGUAUGUUCGUGUGAGUGACCUGUUUCGAGCGUUUUGUAGGGAGUUUCGCUACUGUUUGUAUUUGUUUACUGUGGUAUAAUUCUAUAAUACUGUGACUGAACGAACCUCGCUUUAAUAUGAACAAUUUUUUAUUCAGCCUCUAGUACAAUGACGAUUUUGCUACCUGUUUUCGAUCUUUAGCAAAACGUCAUUGCACUAGCGCGAUAGAAUUUAUACAUUAUUUUAAUAACUUCGCAGAACUAUAUAAACAUUUUUAUUACUAAGUUUUGUUUGGACAAUGUUAAGGAAUUGUCUAAGAUUGACGCUGAUCACCCCACCUGUAUUUGUAAAUGUGAAAUGUCAUUGCUUUUACUCUUGCACAUUUUAAUACCACUUGUGAACAAAUUUUGACGCGUUUAAUAUUUAUACUAUGUAUUUCGUUUGUAUAUAAUGACGACUUGUACAAUAACUGUGGCCUUAGGUUUGUACUGUUGAUAGAUACACAUACUCUGGGGAUGUUUAGUGUAAUGUUUUCGCAAAUCUGAUUAUGUUUAAUAAUUAUAUAUAAACUAUGUUUGAGCGAAGAUAUUGUUUGAGUAAACUAUAAAUUAUUUAUCCGAAUUAAUGUUUAGAUGUUUAUAAAAUGUUUCAAGUGCCUCUAUACAUCGAAUUUAAAUUAAAAUACGAUUUUUAAUAUACUAUACGGUUUUAUCCAAUAUUUUGGACAAUUGUAUGCAUCUCGAACUGCGGAAUGUAUUCGCGAAGCGAAGACGACAUCUUUUUUAUUUUCUUGGACUAUUUUCAAAAACUCGUGCCAUGUUCGGCUAAAGUCAUAAUUAGUUAUGUUAUUAAUACAAUAGAGUAUAGAUUGAGUUAAUAUUGUAAUAAGUAUUACGUUUAUUGUACGUGAGCGUGUGGAUUUAUUACAGAAUAAAUUGUUUUAGAAAAAUGAA
Molecule: messenger RNA, 2667 nt
Organism: Colias croceus (clouded yellow)
Lineage: Eukaryota; Metazoa; Arthropoda; Insecta; Lepidoptera; Pieridae
Gene: Rab32
Product: ras-related protein Rab-32
Exons: 5
Coding region: 11-1570 (519 amino acids)
Biological process (GO): endosome to lysosome transport; phagosome-lysosome fusion
Cellular component (GO): lysosome; phagocytic vesicle; late endosome
Molecular function (GO): GTPase activity; GTP binding
Source: RefSeq, a predicted model, not a curated record